Penicillium canescens is the source of this 1511-nucleotide messenger RNA. RefSeq names its product putative carboxypeptidase Y (gene cp8). The transcript has 4 exons. Lineage: Eukaryota; Fungi; Ascomycota; Eurotiomycetes; Eurotiales; Aspergillaceae. The record is from RefSeq and is a predicted model, not a curated record. Gene Ontology annotation, molecular function: serine-type carboxypeptidase activity. The coding region runs from base 1 to 1467 and encodes 488 amino acids. Gene Ontology annotation, biological process: proteolysis. Gene Ontology annotation, cellular component: fungal-type vacuole.
AUGUGGAAAAUUUGGAGUACGCUAUUAGGUGUGAGCUAUGCCUCUCAAACGAUCUUACGCGGGCCAUCAGCAUCGGACUUCACCACUUUCCAAAGCCCAAAUUCACCUCAUUCAAUACGCAUCCGACAACAAAAUGAGACAAUCUGUGCCACAGACUCAAUGCAGUAUACAGGCUGGCUAGAUAUUGGACAUAAACACCUAUUCUUCUGGUACUUUGACAGCCAGAAUGAUCCCGUCAACGAUCCAUUAACACUAUGGAUGAACGGUGGACCCGGUGCCUCAAGUAUGCUCGGCCUAUUCCAGGAGAUUGGUCCUUGUUUGAUAAACGAGCAUGGCAACGGAACCUUUCGCAAUCCAUGGGCCUGGAACCGAAACUCAUCAUUGCUUUUUGUUGAUCAGCCGGCCGGCGUUGGCUUUUCUUAUGUUGAUGAGGGCUGCGACAUCCCGCGCGAUUCUAAGGAGGCGGCUGUUGAUAUGCAUCAUUUUCUUCAAAUCUUCCUCUCUGAGAUAUUUCCUGAUAAACUGUCUUCGGAUGUUCACCUCUCUGGAGAGUCCUAUGCUGGCAAAUACAUUCCCUAUCUCGGGGCUGAGAUCUUGACCCAAAACGAACGAUAUCCUCAGGAGACCCAAGUCAAUCUCAAGUCAUGCCUAGUAGGCAAUGGUUUCAUGUCCCCUAAGGACACAUUCUACGGCUACUGGGAAACCCUUUGCACCACUAACCCCGGUGUUUCAACGCCCGUAUUCAAUAAGACUCGGUGCGAUAUUAUGGCGACUAAUAUGCCUCGGUGCAUGGACGUCGCUGAUACAUGCAUCCACAACCCCGACACUGAUAUUUGCAACACCGCUAGCUCUGUUUGUAUGGACGGUGUGACUUCUUGGUAUGAGAAUGAGAGCGGGGAAGGAGGCCGCAACCGCUUUGAUAUCACAGGGUCGUGUGUAGUCGAUAACUUUUGCUAUAAGGAAACGGAACAAAUUGAGCAAUAUCUUAAUUCUCCGGCUGUUUGGGCUGCUCUCUCACCACCAGAUGAGGUCAAGGAGUAUAAAAUCGAAUCUGACGCCGUUAUGAAAGCGUUUUGGACUACACCAGAGGGCAUGACCUACUCAUCUGAUGCUGUGCUACUCCUCCUUUCUCGUGGAGUACAUUUCUUGGCAUAUCAAGGAAAUCUCGAUUUAGCUUGUAAUACGGCUGGAUCCCAUCGAUGGGCGAAUUCGCUUUCCUGGAAAGGUCAAGUUGAGUUUUCAGCGAAGUCACUGCAGCCUUGGAUUUCGAAGGUGGAUGGUCGCGAUGAAGUGGUCGGCACGACUAAAGAAGUCCGGGUACAAUUUGAUGGUCAUACAAAAGUCGCAUCACGGUUUGCUUUGGUGACAGUUGACGGAGCGGGUCAUCUACUGCCCCAAGAUCGCCCGGAUGUCGCGUUUGAUAUACUGACACGGUGGAUUACGGGUGCUCCCUUCGUUGGCUCUUAAGACCCUUUCGAAUGCGCUACUGUGUAAAUACCUUUUGUCUGAAG